AUGAUAUACUGCCGUAAACUGGUAUAUAAAAGACUACUAACUUUAACCUUGGUAGUCAGAUUGAAUAGGAAGCUCAGAGAGAAAGCAGGUUUCAAAUACAACUUACUUGUUACCAAGGUAACCACAGUAACCGCAAAUACUAAAUUCAAAGACUGGUCAAGAAGGACACAAUUGUACAUUUAUGAACCUAUACAACAAUAUGUAAUUCAACUGGGUUGCAUACAGUAUUUAGUUUGGACAUACCAUAGAGAGAUCUCAAAGGAUCCUGAAGACACAGGACUUUACUAGGAGAAAGGCAAAUUAUUUCACAUUUGAAAAUUACAGGCGUGAACUGGUUGAGUUGUCACUUCAUUAACCUCUUGAUGAAAUCCAACAUUUGAGAAACUGCGUAUCAAAGUAAGAAUACGCUGAGACAACUAAAUAGAAGACACGAAGCCAACAUGGACAUCAUAGAUUACAACACAUCUAGUAACAAUGAGGUAGAGAUAAGUAGUAAUGACCAACUCUACGACGAUUAUUAUGAUUUUGACAUCAGAGCACAGACAAUUCUGGGGAAGCCAGAUAAAAUAGUUGUGAUGACUUUGGGUGGGAUUACAGUUAUCGCUAAUUUUAUAUCACUGUUGGCGAUACGUAAGAUCAAAGGAGAAAUGACACCGCACAGGAUGUUGAUGGUGAGUCUGGCAUUGUCAGACAUCCUGGUUAGUAUCAGUAUAAUGGUGCACCUGGUGAACUCUGUUGUUAAUCCAGGUCCAAAAUUUCCGGAUGAACUCACAAGGAGAUUGCAUCAUUCAUGUGGACGUGCAUUUGUCGAUGCUUUAAUUACAACGGCGCAUAUCAUUUCCCUUCUAAACCUACUUGGAAUGGCUAUUGAUCACUAUAUUGCAAUCAUAUGGGCAAUACAUUAUGAACAACUUCUCGAUAAAAAUCGCUGUAAAAUCAUGAUUAUCAUACUUUGGGUGAUCUCUGUCAUUUGUGGACUUUCGGAUUUCUACCCAGGGGAAACUUUCUAUGGAUCGAGCAAUUUAGAGAACACCACUGUAGGAUAUUAUGGCCUGAACUUAUUCGAUGAGUCUACCAAUACAAGCGCAAUACAUUUCUUAAACUACUGCGAGUUGGCCUCUUUUACAGAAUAUAAAGCAAAAUAUCUCAUCUUUGCAAUUGCGUUUCUAUCCAUUGUUGGUAUGGUUCUAAUAUACACGAAUAUAUUCCUUGUUGUACGGCGCCAAACUCGAUUCAUGCAAAGACAAAUGGGCGUGGCCCCAGACAGUAAGAAAGCUGUCAUCACUACACUUUUAAUCGUGGGGACAUUUAUGCUCUGCGUCAUGCCAAUGACCAUAUUCCAGUUCGUCAUGAUGAUCUUAGGUAUUCUAAAACACCCAUGGACCAAAACUGAAUUUCAAACAUUGAUGAACAUACAGAAUUAUUCCUACAUUUUCCUUGUUUUAAACUCACUCUUAGAUCCCUUCAUCUAUGCAGCGAGAAUGCGAGAUGUGAGGAGAGGGUAUGUUAGACUGUUUCAUCCAUGUUGUAAACAACCUAACAACAAUCCAAAUAGUUACUUUGUCAUGUCAACAUCGAAUGCGACACACCUUACCAGUCUUGGCAACAAUGACAGAUCAGUUGUUACAGCAUGUUAAACUUCAGUGCAAUAGUUGUUACAGCAUGUUAAACUCUAGUGCAACUGUUGUUACAGUGUGUUAAACUCUAGUGCAACUGUUGUUACAGUGUGUUAAACUCUAGUGCAACUGUUGUUAGAGUGUGUUAAACUGAAGU
Molecule: messenger RNA, 1773 nt
Organism: Owenia fusiformis
Lineage: Eukaryota; Metazoa; Annelida; Polychaeta; Sabellida; Oweniidae
Source: the annotation of a GenBank genome assembly